Messenger RNA from Octopus sinensis (East Asian common octopus), 340 nucleotides. RefSeq names its product coiled-coil domain-containing protein 124-like. Gene Ontology annotation, cellular component: nucleus. Gene Ontology annotation, molecular function: transcription coactivator activity. Bases 32 to 274 code for a protein of 80 amino acids. The transcript has 3 exons. NCBI's taxonomy places the organism in Eukaryota, Metazoa, Mollusca, Cephalopoda, Octopoda, Octopodidae. The record is from RefSeq and is a predicted model, not a curated record. Gene Ontology annotation, biological process: transcription by RNA polymerase II.
UCAAAAAAUUGAUCGACAUCCAGAAAAAAGAAUGAAGCUUGCAUUUCGCGAAUUUGAGGAAGCUCGGUUGCCUGAAUUACGCAAAGAAUUUCCAAAAAUGCGAUAUAAACAACAUUUGAAGAUGAUAAGAGACGAAUUUGAAAAAUCAGAUGUUAAUCCAAUGAAUAAGCCUCACAUGUCGUAUAAUGCUCCCGAUGAAAGGAAAGUUAAGGUUCUGGAGAAGAAAUUGGAAAAGUUGAGUCUGGAAACAGGGUGUGAGAAUCAUCAGGAAUGAGUCGCAUUGAUUUUGACUAACUUCCAAAUUUUCGGCAAUCGUAUUUGGUUCGUUUUUUAAUUUGGU